Messenger RNA from Paecilomyces variotii, 3830 nucleotides. RefSeq names its product putative endocytosis protein end4. Bases 205 to 3378 code for a protein of 1057 amino acids. Gene Ontology annotation, biological process: actin filament organization; clathrin coat assembly; endocytosis. The record is from RefSeq and is a predicted model, not a curated record. Gene Ontology annotation, cellular component: clathrin-coated vesicle; actin cortical patch. Gene Ontology annotation, molecular function: actin filament binding; phosphatidylinositol-3,4-bisphosphate binding; clathrin light chain binding. The transcript has 12 exons. NCBI's taxonomy places the organism in Eukaryota, Fungi, Ascomycota, Eurotiomycetes, Eurotiales, Thermoascaceae.
CCAACCACAUCGCUCCAGGUCACCUAUGGUAUAAGUAUCACCAUAGGACAUCGUGGCGUCCAAAUCUCCAGAUCAAUUAUCUUCACCCUCUGCUUUCAACUGAGAUAGAUAGUAUCGUGCAUCUUCUGGCAGUACCGCUUGACUCGUGGGGCUUCUCCCACUUCGAUGUUGCCCGGGCUUUCACGGGAAGCUUGAACACACAAGAUGUCUUACGGAUACAACGCUGCAGUAACACGCAACGUCGAUAUGAGCAGAACGGAGGCGGAUCUUGCUAUCAAUAUUCGCAAAGCCACCAGUAUCGAGGAGACUGCUCCAAAAAGGAAACAUGUCCGGAGUUGUAUCGUCUAUACAUGGGACCAUAAAUCGUCAGCGUCUUUCUGGGCGGGUAUGAAAGUACAGCCCAUUCUUGCCGACGAAGUUCAGACAUUCAAAGCCCUGAUAACCAUACAUAAAGUGCUGCAAGAGGGGCAUCCUAUAGUCGUUCGAGAGGCGCAAAGCCAUGUGAACUGGCUCGACAGUCUAACAAGGGGUGUGGCUGGUGAGGGCAUUAGAGGCUAUGGACCAUUGAUCAGAGAAUAUGUUUUCUUCCUGGAGUCAAAACUGGCAUUUCACCGCCAUCAUCCGGAAUUCAACGGGCUCUUUGAGUAUGAGGAGUAUAUCAGUUUGAAGACAAUCAACGAUCCCAAUGAAGGUUACGAGACAAUCACUGAUCUCAUGACCUUACAAGAUCAGAUCGAUGCUUUCCAAAAAUUGAUAUUCUCUCACUUCCAAAGCGGUACCAAUAAUGAAUGCAGGAUAUCUGCACUUGUCCCACUUGUACAGGAAAGCUAUGGCAUCUACAAGUUUAUAACAAGCAUGUUAAGGGCUAUGCAUACUACUACGGGAGAUGACGAGGCACUCGAACCACUGCGUAACCGUUACAACGCUCAACAUUAUCGACUCGUCCGAUUCUAUUACGAAUGCUCUAACUUGCGUUAUCUUACCAGCUUAAUAACCAUACCUAAACUUCCUCAGGAUCCCCCAAAUCUGUUGGCCGAAGACGACGAACGUCCUGCCCUCCCAAAGAGACCAACGAAAGAAGUCGAGCGUGAACAAUCUCCGCCACCGAAGCUAUCCGCGGCUGAUCCGGAACCGAUUAACGAUUUCUGGACAAAUGAAGCCAAGCGUCAACAAGAAGAGUACGAAGCUGAGCAACGACGAUUGCAACAGCAAUGGGAGGAACAGCAACGGCAACAGCUCCUGGCUCAGCAACAAGCUCAGCGCGAUUUCGAAGAACAACAACGUUUGCAGGCUGAGCAGCAGCGCUUAGCGCAGGAACAGCUACUACGAGACCAGUACCAGGCGCAGACCCAGGGUGCGCUGGCUGAAUUGGAACGUGAAAACCUCAAUGCGCGAGCGCAAUAUGAACGGGAUCAAUUGAUGUUACAGCAGUACGAUAAGCGCAUGAAGGAUUUGGAGGAGCAGUUGAACCAGUUCAACUCCAACUUCAAUUUACAAAUGGCAUCCAAAGAUGAUCAGAUAAGAGCUCUGCAGGAACAAGUGAAUACUUGGCGUACGAAAUACGAAGCUCUAGCCAAGCUGUACUCCAAACUACGCCAGGAGCACCUUGAUCUUCUACAAACAACAAAGAACCUGAAACUGAAAGCAGCCUCUGCACAAGAAGCCAUUGACAGGCGCGAGAAGCUUGAGCGAGAGAUGAAGACUAAGAACCUCGAACUGGCAGAUAUGAUCAGAGAGAGAGACCGUGCUUUACAUGAGAGGGAUCGGCUCAGUGGAAACAACAAAGAAGAGGUUGAGAAGCUGAAGCGAGAAUUAAGGUUCGCUAUCGAGCGAGCAGAGAAUGCAGAACGUGCAAAGGGCUCGGAACUAUCUUCUAUGUUGGCGAAAUACAACAGGGAAAUGGCUGACCUGGAAGAGGCUCUACGCAACAAAACUCGUGCUCUUGAAGAGCUAUCAGCGCGACACGGGGAACAAGACACUGACCGUGAGAUUGCUUUGCGCGAGAAAGACGAAGAGAUAGAGGUUUACAAGUCUGGAAUGGAACAAGCUCUGAUGGAGUUGGAGGAACUGAAAUUGAGCCAGGGAGACGCCGAUCAUGCACUUGAUACGCAAAUUGACAGCGUAUUACUGAGUACUGUUUCUAAGGUCAAUGACAUGAUUGAUUCAGUCCUUCAGAGUGGUGUGCAGCGUGUAGAUGACGCUCUCUAUGAGCUGGACUCUACAAUGCAGGCCGGUAACCAGAACGCGUCUGCACCAUACGUACUGUCUCAAAUCGAGAAGGCAUCUGCAUCGGCUACUGAGUUCUCCACCGCUUUCAACAACUUCAUAGCAGACGGCCCGAACAGUGCUCACUCUGAGAUCAUCCGCACGGUGUCUAUAUUUUCCGGUUCAGUUGCGGAUGUCCUCAGCAACACCAAAGGUCUGACUCGUUUCGCGACGGAUGAGAAAAGCGCGGAUCAACUUAUUGGUGCUGCUCGCAAAGCUGCUCAAGCUACUGUGCGGUUCUUCCGUGGCUUGCAAUCCUUCCGCCUCGAAGGAAUGGAGCCUCUACAGAAAACCGAUGUGGUCAUCAACAACAACUUAGAAGUCCAGAAGGACCUUCAAGCACUUUCUAAGUUAGCCGACACUUUCACUCCGAAGAGCAGCAAGAUCAGCACAUCUGGUGAUCUAGGCGAUCUGGUAGACAAGGAGCUUACGAAGGCCGCGGAUGCUAUUGACGCUGCUGCAGAGCGCUUGGCUAAACUAAAGAAAAAGCCGCGCGAUGGAUACUCGACAUACGAACUACGGAUCAACGAUGUUAUCCUCGAAGCUGCCAUCGCUGUCACCAAUGCAAUCGCCGAACUUAUCAAAGCUGCCACAGCAUCACAACAGGAGAUCGUCAAAGAAGGCCGCGGGAGCUCGUCAAGGACAGCAUUCUAUAAGAAGAAUAACAGAUGGACGGAGGGUCUCAUAUCAGCUGCGAAAGCUGUGGCGUCCUCCACAAAUACCCUCAUCGAAACUGCCGAUGGUGUUAUUUCAGGACGCAAUUCACCAGAACAGCUGAUUGUUGCCAGUAACGAUGUGGCAGCGAGCACGGCGCAGCUUGUUGCUGCUAGCCGAGUCAAGGCUACGUUUAUGAGUAAGACUCAGGACCGUCUGGAGACCGCAAGCAAGGCUGUCGGGGCUGCCUGCAGAAGUCUGGUUCGACAAGUUCAGGACAUAAUAGCUGAAAAGAGCCGAGACGAGACUGAAGUUGUCGAUUACACGAAGCUCAGCAGUCACGAAUUCAAAGUACGAGAAAUGGAGCAGCAGGUCGAAAUUCUCCAGCUCGAAAACAAUUUGGCCAGGGCCCGACAGAGGCUGGGAGAAAUGCGCAAGAUCUCUUACCAGGAGGAGUAAAAUAAACGUUCAGAUCACGUUAUCUGUAUUGUGCACAACGCACAGUCCGGUCCUUGUCUGGUCCUGUGAAUCUCUAGCUUAGUUUGAGUAGAACGGUUCUAGCGACGCAGUAUAUAUUUUCCUUCCGUACGUGGUUCAGUUCCCGAUGCCAUCUCCUUAUUCUGUUCAUCUUGUUUUCUUAUCACAUUCCUCGGUCACUCAGUCCGUGAUCGCCGUAGUAUCGGUCCACGGUUCUCAUAAGGCUGCCUACAUCUGAUUGGCAAAGUACCAUUAUAUCUCAAUAAUGAAAUACUUAGCUUUGCAAGUCGUUAUAUUUUGAUUCAAGCCUCUUGAUUAAACUUGACGAUUGCCGGCGCAGGAUCACACCCAGAGUGGCACACAAGACUAGUAGAGAAAGAAUGGUGUUAGAACAGUUCAAAUCACGAAUCGAACUCAUCUCUACCCUAACAUAA